Messenger RNA from Gasterosteus aculeatus aculeatus (three-spined stickleback), 6550 nucleotides. The record is from RefSeq and is a predicted model, not a curated record. NCBI's taxonomy places the organism in Eukaryota, Metazoa, Chordata, Actinopteri, Perciformes, Gasterosteidae.
AUGGAGCGGAUGUCUGAGGAGGCGCUGAGGCUCAACUUGCUGAAGCGAGGCCUGGAGUCGCCCAGUGAGCGAGAGGAAGCGUUGGCCAAGCGCCUCAAGAUGGAAGGCCAUGAGGCCAUGGAGCGCCUCAAGAUGUUGGCUUUACUGAAACGCAAGGACCUCGCUGACCUGGCAGCCCUAGAGGUGGCGGGGCCCAUGGGAGACGGGAAGGGGCCCGGAGCCAGCACCCUCCACCACCAGAGCCUAAUGGGUGCCGCAUACGAGGAGAAGCUGAAUGGGAGUCUGAGGCUGGGAGGCCAUGGUAGCCAUAUUGGAACCAGUAAGAACGGGAAGGAAAACAUGCUGGAUGAGCCUGUGGACAUGAGUGCUGGCAGAAGAUGUGAAGCAGACCAUGACAGACGAACUCCGUCUCCAGACGUCAUUAUUUUGUCGGACAACGAGGCGUCCAGUCCCAGAACGACGCCCCGCCCCGAGGAGCGCCUGCACCACCCCAACCUGGACCUGUUCAAGGGGAAGACAGGAGAAGAGAGGCAGCAGAUGAUCAAAGCUCUGAGGGAGGAGCUGCGUCUGGAGGAGGCUCGCCUUGUGCUGCUCAAGAAGCUCCGACAGAGCCAGAUGCAGAAAGAGAACGUGGUGCAGAAGGUCCCAGUGGUUCAGAACACUGCCUCCUCUGUGCAGCCUCCUACUAGCCACAGCUCUCCUGGCCUGGGGAAGCUGCCUGUGAGGCCGGGCCUGCACAACCCUGAGGCCCAGAACCUCCGCAAUGCACAGGGUCACACGGUCAUCAGGUCCGCAGCAAACGCCAACCUGCCCCCUAUGCUGAUGUCGCAGCGAGUGAUCGCCCCGAACCCCUCCCAGCUGCAGGGCCAGAGGCUUUCCUCUAAGCCCGGGAUGUCCCGCUCCGGCUCCAGCAGCAUGGGCAACCCCGUCAGCUACCAGCAGGCCAGCCAGCAGGUGGCAGCGUCCCAGCGCUCGGGCUCCAGCGCCAUGUACAUGAACCUGGCUCACAUGCAGGCGGCGGCGGCCGCCGGCGGAGCGGUGGGCGGACUCGGCGGAGCCUCGGCCGUCAGCCCGUCCACCAUGUCCAACUCAGCCGGCGGGGGGGUGAGCUCCAUGGCCGACCAGGCCAGCAGCCAGGCGGCGGCCAAGCUGGCCCUGAGGAAGCAGCUGGAGAAAACCCUGCUGGAGAUCCCUCCACCCAAACCCCCUGCCCCACUGCUCCACUUCCUGCCCUCCGCCGCCAACAGCGAGUUCAUCUACAUGGUGGGCCUGGAGGAGGUGGUGCAAAGUGUGCUCGACAGUCAGGGUAAACUCAGAGGGACGCUGGGACGCAUGGAGCCCUUCUUCUGCGCCCAGUGCAGGACCGACUUCACCCCCCACUGGAAGCAAGAGAAGAGUGGGCGGAUCCUCUGCGAACAGUGCAUGACCUCCAAUCAGAAGAAGGCUCUGAAGGCGGAGCACACCAACCGGCUGAAGAAUGCCUUUGUGAAGGCUCUGCAGCAGGAGCAGGAGAUUGAACAGAGGCUGCAGCAGCAGGCGGCCCUCUCUCCCAGCUCGGCCCCUACAGGCCCCAACGCCUCCAAGACCGACUCCAUGAUCCGGCACCAUGCGCUCCGCCAGGCUCCCCAGCCUCAGGCCUCCAUGCAGCGCGGCCUGUCCAACUCGGCGCGAGGCGUCUUGUCCAACUUCGCCCAGGCCUCCCAGCUGUCAGUGGCCAGCAGCCUCAUGGGGAUGACCAGUGGCAAGCACUGUGGCAGCGGAGGAGGCGGCAGCGGCAGCAAUAGACUGCAGCACGACAGCCGCCGCCAGAUCUACAACAUCCCAGGGUUAAAUAUUGCCUAUCUGAACCCAGCGGCGGUCGGAGCCCAUAAGAGCUCCAGCUUAGCAGACCGGCAGAGAGAGUACCUGUUGGACAUGAUCCCUCCUCGGUCCAUAUCGCAGUCCAUCACCGGACAGAAAUGAGCUCCGCCCAGCCCACCUGCCCCACCGAAGCCCCCAAUUAUGCCCUCCUACCCCGUACUGAAGCACUCCCAGAUCGAACCAACAUCUCCCCCUCCUCUCCCCCCGUUCCCACCAACCCCAUCGCAUGCAGUGCCUGUCCGUGUGCCUACCUUAAACCAACCCAUGACAACCCACCGAGUCGGACAAAGACACUAAACUGUCAUCUCAAAUGUUCUUAUUAUAGUACAAAUCUUCUUCGUCAACGUUGUUUAACAAUUAUAAUUCCCAUUAUUAUUGCUGUUGGUAGCACUAUUAUUAUACCUGCAACUACCAUUUUGCUUCAGUUAUGAUUACUCAUUAUGCUUUUUGUUUUCAACGUUCUUUUCGCUGCGGUGUUUCCUUAACUUUGGGCCGUGCGUCUGAGUCACUGUAGGGCCGCUUCAGGCCAACAUCAUGUAGGGCCUUUUUCUGCGCUCGAUUAUAAAGCUUGGAUGUGACUAUUGCUAGUAACAGAAGAUCAACAGGGCGUUCUGGUUGCUAUGCAACAUAAAGUUAAACAACUUUGAAGCUUUGUAAAAAGUGUUCGCUUGCUAACUAACAAUGUGGAAAUUGGGAUCAAUUGAGAGCAGAGCAUCCCCACCCGUAUCAUCUCGUCCAAGACACCGACGCACAGCUCCAACGCGCUCGGCCUGCAAGACAGAGCAGCAUCACCACUGUUGAGGAGACACGGCUGCCCCAUCAAAAGGUCCUCGGCCCUUCUUCAUUUCAGAUCUCCACCUCCCUCGCUGGAGACCUGAACAGGUACCAGCUGGAUGUAACUCCAACUACACACUGUAGUUACACUCAUCAGGACGUGUCGGCCAGCUGUGGAUGGGCACAGCAGCAAGGAGGGAGCCGACCGGCAGAAAGACGUCUCCACACCCACCCAGUAUUCCCGAGGGGGGGACGGAUCUUCAGACCUCGCAUCUCACGACCUGCUCCGAAACCCCUUUGGUGAUCCAGUAUGCACAGACAGAACCCUUUUACCCAGCAGCUCCUCUUGGUGUCACGCAUUCUUUUAGAAAGUGAAAAGAACUCAAAUCUGGAGGUAGAACUGCAGAACCACAGAUGUGUACCCCAAAAACCAAGAAGGCUGCGUUCCUUUUCUUGUUAUAUUUGGGAUUUUAAUUUUCUUCUGAUUGUUGCCCCCCCCCCGCGCCCAACCUUUCCUUCUUUUUUAUAUGGGUAGUUUCUCUGUUAGUUUCUUUGUUUGUUUGUUUUUCGGCGUCUCCUAUUGAAAUGGUGGCAAACCUGAGAGGUUUUAGCCCGGAGACGAUAAUAAUCAUCAUGGCUAAAAACAGAAACUGUUGAAAUAUCUGUAUGGAAUAUGUAUAGAAACCUAGCAUCGAAGAGCAAAGAAAAGGAUGUGGAUUAUAUGUUUUAUGGGAGAGACAUGGAUCAAUCAUUGUGUGCAUGCUCUGCACACGCGUUGCCUCACAGAGGAGCACUUUGCAUAUUUCCAAUUGGGAAAAGGUUUUUUUUUAAACAAGGAAAAGAAUGAAUGUUACAAAUGAGAGUGGCUACGGUCUGGAUGGCGGCUGAGGGCCGACCGGAGACUCGGACGUGCGGAGGUGUGGGCGGGGGCGUGCUGAGUAAUGUGGAUUGCAUCAAGGUGUAUUUUAAGUAAGUAAGUAAUGACAAAGGGUUUCUUUGCACCUCAGAUGUCAGUUUCCAAAUGCCCAGCGCCUGCUGUGCUGGCGUUCGCCCCCAUGGCUGUAUAUAAACACGGGGUCCCAUCGUCCCAAUUUUAGUAAAAUAAUUCUCCUUUUCAGUGGCGUGCAUUCAAUCAGGGGCAACUGCAGCAACACAAGCCGGCCCCGUCCUCUUUGUAGGUGACCUAAUUAUUCAUUUCAGUCUCACAUAUUGGAGAGUUGCAUGCAGCCAGAGCGUGGACGCUCUUCACAGCUACAUUUGAUUUUUCAUUACCACAUUUUAUCCAUUAAAUUUGUUCUGUAAAUAUGAUCAUUCGGAGGCAGAAACGUUCCCCGGAGCUUUCUGUGAUGUGACACGCUGUCGUCAAGGAGAGCAGCAUUUCCUCAAACUAUAUGUUGACUCUCAUACCUGUCCUCAUGGAGACAGAAGGACACCGUGGCUGCGAUGGGUCUCGCAUUACAUUCUGAAGCUUACAAAGAAGUCUGUCUUAACCUUUGAACUCCCGUGUGUGAUUUGGAUGAAGCAGUCCGUGUCAGACCUCUUCCAGGCAGGUGCACGUAAACUGCAGCUCAGGUUCUUCAUUGACAGCAGACACUAGCAGAGGGUCACAGUGCACGUCUGCCAGCUGGGUUGCAUCCGGCCAAUGUCUUUAAUUGGGUUAGACUACAGUCGCAUUCGUUAACUUUGAAUCCACACUACAACAAUGUGCAUACUCUGUUUACGACUAAAUACCUGCUGAUCAAGUGACAUGGCCGCCGGCUUCUGCUGUUGUUUGGUGCCCAUUAGCAGAUGUUAGCAUGCUAACAUUCUAAACAGUGAAGGCAGCGCUUUGAGGAAAUCCUUUAUGGGAAACCCCAGUGUCUUCAAUCAGAGUGGAGCAGAGGAGGAACUUCAGCUCUCUCAUGAACUCAAACAUAGUCGGACCGUUUAGGACCAGUACCUUCUAGAUGUCUUCUUCUGUUGACACCAUUUAAUAACACCGUCAGUCCUUGGAGGAGUCUCGUAUUGCACUGCACCUGAGUCCCUGUCCCUCCGCCCCUGCAUUGUUACUCCUGCACCGUCCGUGUGAGACCAGCGGUUGGUGGUGUUCUCUCCAACCCGCCUGUCAGCCCAGUGGAAGUGAAGACUAUGAAACUACCUAGGAUUAGAGUAGGAGACGGAACGUUUACUCUUGGGAAAACCUCAUUUUUCUCCAUUAUAUAAAAGACCUGAAUCAAUAUUCCCUUUGGAACAGUUGAAAUUGGAUGUACAGAUAUAUUUUCAUGAGUUUUUAUUGUCUGGGAUGAAUUUUUACUGCCACUCCCGAUAUGAUUUUAGCGAUGUUUUUGUCAUGCCUCUCCUUUUGCUGCCAGGCUGAAGUCUAAGGGGGAAACCCUGUAUUUUGCUCUUCUGCAGAUGCAUCCAUCACUUUGUAUUUGGACUCUUUCUUGAAAACUAAAAAUUUAAAUUUGAAGUCAUUCUUUUUCUGAUGUCUCAAUUGAGUUCUGUUUUCUUUCUAUUGCAGUUUAAAAAAGUAAACAAAUGUACUGACUAUGAAAUAAACUACACGAUAUUUGCUAGGUUUGAAGUAAUAAUGACUUAUUGUACAUAAGCAUUUUCUCCUCCCUUGUACUGAAAAAAAGAAAUUAAAUGGUUGUAUAUUGUGUAGAAAAGCAAACAAAAAGCCAUGAAUAUUGUGAAGCUUGUCAUUUCGUUUUGUGAUCACUGUGUAUUAUUGUGUAACGAUGUGCAAAAUGUUUGGGAUUCUUUUUUUUUUCUUGAAUCGGCCUCCCUGGACGCGGGGACCCGCUGAGCGUUUGCAGGAAGGUGCUCAUUGGUUCAGAAGGUGGAGUUCGCGUUGCUGGUCUGUCUCUCGGAGCAUUGACUCUUGAAAUCAGUUUCUCUCAAAGGUUCUGGAUAGCAGAACGUUGGAUGUUUCACUGCGUGUGUUGGAUCACAGGGACCCUGGUGAAGUAGAGGUUGGAUCCGGGGUCCGACUGAUGUACCACUUUUCUCUCUUCAGGUAAUCCACAUCCUUUGGAUUCCUCUUAUAGUUCGUCAGGCAGCCAUUGGCUCUCUAUGGUUGGACUGAGGCAUUUUGACAACAUAAAUGACCUUUGGCUCGUGGUGACUUCUCAUAGAGACGUGUCCAGCUGUUCAGUGAUGUCCCGAUGGUCAUUUUUCAUUGCCAUUAGCAGCAGGAAUAAAAGAGAACCUGAACAAAUCCAAUCAAAGCUACAUGGACCAUACGGACAUGUUUUAAAAUGAACUAAUCCAAUUAAAUCAUAACCAAUGCAUAAGUGAAGAGAUCAGUGGUUAUUGAAGAAUGGUGAAAGGUCUUAAGCUUAAUCACUCCUCGCCUGUUGGGACCCACACACCACCAUGCCUGUACAACACUUUGGGAAUGUCAUACAAAGUUUUCCACUAGACUUAGAUACAAGCUGUUACAUCAGUGGUCUGACCUUUUCUACAACGUUUUUGUUGAAUUGACCUGAGAAGAGCCGACCCUGAAUCAGUGAUCACUUUUCCUGCCGACACCAGCGUACGACGUGUGUGGUCCUCUGCUGUUUGAAUGCAUCCCUCGCUAAUGCAGGGAAACCUUUCAUUUCAAAUCAGUUCUUAUCACAUUUCGGUUGACGUUUUGUAUAAUGUGACGAUGCUGAAAUAAACAUCUGGGGGAGCAGAAACCGAGGAGGAAAUUGACCACUAACCAUCUGAAGUCAUUUUUGUUUUCCUUACAUCAAUCCUGACCUUUUGCACAUACUUGAUAUUUAACGGUCUUCAAAAAAAAGAAAAGAAAACGAUGCUCUUUGAAUACUGCCAGUUGACAAUUAUGCAUUGAUUGAAAAAAAAAAUAAGAAAAAAAAGCUAAUUUUGGAGGAAAUAACUUUGUAAUAUUUAUCUGCAAGCUAUGUUUAAUAAAGGUUCAAACAAUUUA